AUGGUUGUCAUGGGAGACUUCAAGUACCCAGAUAUCUUGUGGGCAGAGCACUCGGCCAAAUCCAAAUGGUCUCAAAGCUUCCUCGCGUGCGUGGAUGAACUCUACCUGACUCAAGAAAUCUAUGGACUCACCAGAGUCACUUCCCUAGGGAAACUGUGGCAUUCAGCAUGUGGAAAAUCACAAAGACCUGCUAGGGUAUAUAUCUUAUUGAGUAAAGAGACUUUACAUACUAAGUAUUACACUCUGACUCUUCCUUUGUUUCCUUUUCCAGAUCUUGAACCAGAUGACUGUGCAUCCAUAUACAUCUUUAAUGUAGACCAGCCAUCAUCAUCUGUAAAUCAGCCAAUUUGUAUCCCUCGCCAUGGAUUGCAACCACACACCUCUCCUCUGUCCCCACCUGCCAGAUUGCAAGGUCAUAAAAACUAUGAAGGGACUUGUGUGGUACCAGAAUCCAAAUACAGCCCACUAGGUGGACCCAAACCAUUUGAGUGCCCUAGUAUUCAAAUUACAUCUAUUUCUCCUAAUUGUCAUCAAGGAAUUGAAGCCAGUGAGGAUGACUUGCACACAAAUGGCACAGAAAAUGAAUAUAUGGAAAGGCCUUCAAGGGACCACCUAUAUCUUCCUCUUGAGCCAUCAUACAGGGAAUCAUCCCUUAGUCCAAGCCCUGCCAGCAGCAUUUCCUCCAGGAGCUGGUUCUCAGAUGCUUCCUCUUGUGAAUCCAUUUCUCAUGUUUAUGAUGAUGUAGACUCUGAGCUUAACGAAGCUGCUGCUAGAUUUACCCUUGGAUCUCCUUUGGCAUCUCCUGGCGGUUCUCCAAGAGGUCCAGGGGAUGACACUUGGCAACAGCCUUAUGGAUUUGGGCAUGCCUUAUCACCUAGACAGUCUCCUUGUCAUUCUCCUAGAACUAGUAUUACAGAUGAAAACUGGCUAAGCCCAAGACCACCAUCAAGGCCCUCUUCAAGACCUACAUCCCCCUGUGGGAAGCGACGACACUCCAGUGCCGAGAUUUGUUAUGCUGGUUCUCUGUCUCCCCAUCAUUCUCCAACUCCAUCACCUGGCCACUCUCCCAGGGGAAGUAUAACAGAAGAUACGUGGCUAAAUACUUCUCUUCAUAGUAUACAGGGUCUUAAUUCUGGCCUGUCACCAUUUCAGUGUUGUACAGAAACUGACAUCCCUCUUAAAACAAGAAAGACCUCUGAGGAUCAAACUGCCACUUUAUCAGGAAAAAUAGACCUCUGUUCUGAAGAACAGGGUAGUUUAUCACCAUCCCUUGAAACUGCAGAUGAUUGCUCAGGAUCGCAACACACAUUAAAAAAGGACUUGCCUACUGACCAAUUCCUUUCUGUUCCUUCCCACUUUACUUGGAACAAACCAAAGCCUGGCCAUACUCCUAUUUUUCGCACAUCUUCAUUGCCACCACUAGACUGGCCUUUGCCAAGUCGUUAUGAACAAUGUGAGCUGAAAAUAGAAGUGCAGCCUAAAACUCACCAUAGGGCUCAUUAUGAAACUGAAGGCAGUAGAGGAGCAGUAAAAGCAUCUACAGGUGGACACCCUGUUGUGAAGCUCCUGGGCUACAACGAAAAACAAGUAAACCUACAAAUGUUCAUUGGCACAGCAGAUGAUCGCUACUUACGACCUCAUGCAUUCUACCAGGUGCACCGAAUCACUGGGAAAACAGUUGCUACUGCUAGCCAAGAGAUAAUAAUUGCCAGCACAAAAGUUUUGGAAAUUCCACUUCUUCCUGAAAAUAAAAUGUUGGCUAGUAUUGAUUGUGCAGGUAUUUUGAAACUUCGCAAUUCAGAUAUAGAGCUCCGUAAAGGAGAGACAGAUAUUGGAAGAAAGAACACCAGAGUGCGUCUUGUAUUUCGAGUUCACAUCCCACAGACUGGUGGAAAAGUCUUGUCUCUGCAAACUGCUUCCAUACCUGUUGAAUGCUCUCAGCGAUCCGCUCAAGAACUUCCUCAGAUUGAAAAAUACAGCAUCAACAGUUGUUCUGUAAAUGGAGGCCAAGAAAUGGUUGUGACUGGAUCUAAUUUUCUCCCAGAAUCAAAAAUCAUAUUUUUUGAGAAAGGACAAGAUGGUCGACCUCAGUGGGAGGUAGAAGGGAAAAUAAUUAGGGAAAAGUGUCAAGGGACUAACAUUGUUCUUGAAGUUCCUCCAUACCAUAACAAAGCCAUUACAGCUGCAGUCCAGGUGCAGUUUUAUCUUUGCAAUGGCAAGAGGAAAAAAAGCCAGUCUCAACGAUUUAAUUACACACCAGUUGUAAUGAAACAAGAGCACAGAGAUGAGAUGGAUUUGUCUGCCGUUCCAUCUUUGACCCUGCCUCAUACUGGUAGUGUUCAGGGCCUACAUUCUAUCCGAACUCAGCUGCCUUCAUCAGAUCCAGGGCACCCACAUGAUAGUUUACUGUCUACGUCACCCAGGAGCCUUCUGUGUCCUGUUCAGCAGCCAUAUACAUCCAUGGUGACCUCAGCAGUUCCCCAUCUGUCUCACAUUCAAGGUAGAACCAUCAAUCCAGGUGAAGAGUGUCGUGUUUUGCCUCCUGCUGUGGUUCAGUCUUUUCAAGUAACAUCGGCACCUCCAGUGAGGCCUUCUUACCAGCCUAUGCAAACUAAUGUUAUAUAUAAUGGACAAUCUGGUCUUCCCAUGAACUCUGCUUCUAGCCAAGGAUUUGAUGCUAUUUCAUUUCAACAAGAUGCAGCUAUACCUCAUUUGAUAAAUCUUAGCUGCCAGCCUCUGACACCCAUGCAGUUCCAUUCUUCAAAUCCAGGGUCAGUGUCAACUUCAACUACAGCAGGACAUUCUUUGGCACACCCAGCUCAUUCAGGACCAUCAUCCCCUCAUCUGCAGUCAAUGGGAUACCAUUGUCCAAACACUGGGCAAGCUUCUGUCUCCUCAACAAUGAACCGGAGCCUUGGACAACCUUCCUCUCAGCUGCAGCAAGCUGCAUACCAUUCAUCAAACCCAGGGUCUGCUUCAUCACCAUCCCCAACAACUUCCCAUCCUUUGGUCCAUUCACCACUGUCUGGACCAUCUUCUCCACAGCUACAGUCUAUGCCUUAUCAGUCUCCUAGCUCAGGACCUGCACCAUCGCCACCUCCAACAUCUGUAAGUCACUCUGGACAACUUUCUCCUCAAGCACAUAGUCCAGGAUUGGGAGGUCUUAAUGCAGCUUCUUCAUUAGUACAUCACAGUGUAUGCGAUUCAUCUCCAUUUUCAUCAGAUGUGGCAGCUAUUAACAUCAAACCAGAACCUGAAGAUAGAGAGUUAAAUUUUCAAACAAUAGGAUUGCAAGACAUCACACUAGAUGACGACAGUUUUAUCUCUGACCUGGAAUACCAGCCAUCAGGUUCAGCAGAGAAAUGGACUCAACAUUCAGCAUUCAUAUCCAACUCGUAUGUGGAAAAUCUAGAGGUGAAUGAGAUCAUAGGAAGAGAUAUGUCACAGAUCUCCGUGACGCAUGGAGCAACAGUGGCCAGCCAAUCUCCACAUGUAUGCCCUGGAUCUCUGGAGACAGAAAUAUUGGAUGAAGUCCAAUAGUGGAUAAGCUUACAACUAAACACCUAAGAAAUUCUGCAAUUUUCCCUGAAAAAUCUUUAUCUCCCUUUCUUACACUUUUACUGUGCUUCCAACUCUGUGGCCUUUAUGAACUGGAACAGCAGAUCCUUGCAUAGCCCUUUUAGUGGGUUACACUUUUAAUGUGGAGUGAGAGCAUUUUUAAUUCUAGUUCCUCAGAUGCUGUAAAAAGUGUCCUGGUGAAUGGACAUAAAGAAGCAACAAGAUGUUUUAACUGUUUAAACAUUAAAUACAAGCUUUGCUUUUUUGCAUUUGAAUAUAGAGUACUUUUAUAUUGUAAGUGCUUCAAAAGUGUGGAGAUGUUAGAUUUGCUCUUAUAUUCACAGUACUGAAUGUGAAAAAAAAUUUAAUAUGCAUCUUCAGUGUGCUGCUUUCCCUUAGAAGAGGUAGUAUAGUUGUAACUGAUGAUUUGUACACCUUUUAGUCAUUUUGGAGAGCCUUUAAGCUUAUAUUGUUUAACAAAUAAUUUUUUACAAUUAAAUCUUCCAGAGGCAAAACAUAAUAGUCAUCCUAAGCCAAUGCCUUGGAAGCCAUUCUGUAUAAAAUACUUUAUAGUUUUCUUUCUUAGAUUCAUAGGAAACAAAGCCAAAUGUAGAUCUGCACUUCUUUAUAAAAUGAAAAUGUAAUUUGAUAGGCUACAAAGAGACCAUUCCAUCAUGGAAGUGUUUGGGACAGAAAUGACAUUCCAAAAAUUUAUCUUUUAUAACUUUAUGGAUAAUCUUCCUGUGCUUUGUUAGCACAGACUUCUUACUGAAAUACCUUUUUUCAUAGAAAUGUUAUAUUUGUAAUGAGAGUUGAGAACUAGAAUUUUAGCGUAAAGAACGUUAAUUUCAAAGCCAUGUUAGAAGAGGGUAAAUUUGUCAUAUGUGAAGACAAUUUAGGUGUCUGUUAUCCCUAUGGAAUAUUGUUUUAAGAUCAGUUUUCAGUGGCAGUAGUUUUCCAUGCGCCAGGUAACUUGCCUACAUUCAUAUUUUAUAUGCUGUCUAAACAAUGCCACUUUGAAAUGCAAUUGAUGAAAUUAUAUUAUACACUUUAAAAGUAGUACAUAAACUAGUUUGCCCACAUUUAAUGGUACAUUUGUAAAACAGGACUUACUUCAGAGUAAAAUAUGUAACACAAUAUCUUGUGGCAUUAAUCUUACAGAUCAUGUGAAAGGAUGCAUUUCCCUCAUGUACUUACUUAAUCUGAUAGUACUGUUUUACACUAUAUGGCUCUUAAAAUCUUGGGCCUCUAUGAUAAGAAACCUAGGCAAGGACCCAUAACUGCCUACUUAGGCCACAUUAUGUAUUUCCCAAGAGGUCGUAGUUUACAGACCUUUCCAAUGGAACAUACAGGGUGUACAAAAAGCUCCAAAGUACACUAUACCUCAGAUUAUUUUUAAUUUAUAGGCCAUUUUUAGUUCCUCAGUUGAAUUAACCUUAUGUUCUAGUGAAAAAAGCAGUGAAUACUUUUGGCCUUAGUUAUCCAAAUAUAGGGAGGGAAGGGGGAAUCAUGCUGAAAUUAGUUCAGGUAUUUCAGGGAAUUUUCAAUAAAUUUAAUAAAUUUAACUUGUCUCCUCUAUGUCUCACUUUUAGAGAAAUGAAGCUACCAGCUCGAGUUUUGACUUUUUACUUAUCUGGUUUUAUAGAAAUGCAGUAAAACACAAAAGAAAAAGUCUUAAUUUAACAUCAUUAUUGAGGUCAUUGUGAAGCCAUUAAAGUAAAUAUGCAUUUUGUGAUACCCAUGUGUUGACAGAGCAGCCUAGGGAAAUUUUACAUGGACCCUCUUGUAAAUGAAUCAUCAAUUUAUUCACAUAAAUGUGAAUAUAAUAUCCUAGCAAAACUGUUAAACUAGAAAUACCAUGCCUUUAUAUUUGUUGGAUCAUGGACCUUUAGAAGACCUACAUUUUAAGUGGAUAAAAUUGAAACUUUCUUCCAUGAAUUACUGUUUAAACAAACUAGUGGCUUUUAAAAAUUCAGCAAAGGGUGAUUGUGCUGGGGGUUCAGAACUUUAAAAUUUGAAAUAAGUUUAUGCAAGGCCACUUUACUUGUACAUACAUUUCUGAAAAAACUGUACUCUGGGAAACUAAGCAUCCUUUCGGUGAAUGUACUGUAAAACUGUAUAAAUCUCAAAAUCCAAAUAAGUUCUUUUUGGCAGUUCUUUAAAGGGUGAUAUUAAAACUAUCCGCCACUGGUGCUUCUUUACUCUGUCCUCUACUCACAUUAAGUUUAAACAUCCUAAAAAGGGUUGAAGUGUUCAGAAAUACAGCUAGUUAUGUUUUUAUAACACUUUUUGAAACACUGUAAGCUGUGUAACUGUCUUUAGACUGUGUGCUGGUGGCAAGGUGUGUUCCAGUUUUCAUUAAUUUACCAGAUCUCCUGCAUUAAUCAAUAUUUUAGGGGAAUUCUAACUUAUGAGCUGUCCAUAAUGUGUGAGUUUUGUGUUCCUUACUAACUGGUACAGCCUCUUCUCCUUGCAAGUCCUGUUAGUGAGUAGCUGGAAUUCAUGCUGUACCUAAAAUAUGGGAGCCCAUACAAUCCAGAGUUGCUAUGCACUAAAUCUUCUGAUGCCUUUAAAUACCUUGAUGCCUGUAGACAUAGAAAUGCUUUCCUAUUUAAAAAAAUAAAAAUAUAGCCUUGGUUACUAAAGCAGUUUUGUAUUUGCCUUGUAAAAGCUUCAGUACAAGGGUCUUAAUUUUUUUGGCUUGUGUGAUACUAUAGAUAAAGACUGUUAAUCUUGAGUAAUGCAGUGGUAUAAAAGCACACAAUCUCCAUUGGACUAUGCAAAUUUAAAUUUAUAACAGUACCCUGUAACUUGAUAUUUUGUUGGCAUCCACUUUCUUGUCCACCUUUUUCCCCCUGCCAUAACCACCUCCAAAACUCUGCUUUCCAGUUUGAUUUUUAGAUAUGAAAUCAAGGAAAGCCUCAUUGAUAAAAUUGCUUUUUUCUACAAAGAAGGUGGAGGAUCAAUGUUAGGAAUAAAAAUCAAAGAAUGGUAUUUAGCACAUUAAAUAUGGUCUAUGAAUCAGUACCAUUUCUGAAAUUAAUCUUAAAUCUGGCAAUCAAUCAGACUUCCUCUAUUAAACCUUUCAUUAUAUCAGUGGAACUGCCAUCCUUUUUAAAACCAAAGAUUGAAGAGAUAAAAUGACAGCUUGUUCUGAUGCAAACAAAGCUUUGAAACUCUAUUUUUGAUACACAUAAUGGGUGUCAUUCCUUGAAGUUUGGAAAUCAUUCAACAAAUUGAAGUUUUAUAUUUAAAAAUAUAGGACAAUAAAGAUUAAGUUCUAGAUGUUUACAGAGCCUUGUAUUGUAAUUUCAUGUACAUUUUGUAUUUUAAACAUUUUUGUAAGUUAUGAUUGCAGUGCUACUUGCAGAAAUACAAAGGGAAGAACUUGCAUUUUAGCCUCUUGAAUCAUAGUGUUGAAAUAAAUGAUAAAAUGCAAAAAA
This is a messenger RNA of Gavialis gangeticus (Gharial), 7001 nucleotides long. It is a transcript of the gene NFATC3, whose product is annotated as nuclear factor of activated T-cells 3. Gene Ontology annotation, biological process: regulation of transcription by RNA polymerase II; cytokine production; calcineurin-NFAT signaling cascade. Lineage: Eukaryota; Metazoa; Chordata; Crocodylia; Gavialidae. The record is from RefSeq and is a predicted model, not a curated record. Gene Ontology annotation, cellular component: transcription regulator complex. The transcript has 11 exons. Bases 1 to 3540 code for a protein of 1179 amino acids. Gene Ontology annotation, molecular function: DNA-binding transcription factor activity, RNA polymerase II-specific; RNA polymerase II cis-regulatory region sequence-specific DNA binding; transcription factor binding.